This is a messenger RNA of Gongylonema pulchrum, 330 nucleotides long. The record is from the annotation of a GenBank genome assembly. Lineage: Eukaryota; Metazoa; Nematoda; Chromadorea; Rhabditida; Gongylonematidae.
AUGCGUUAUAUAACUCAGGAACAGAUUGAUGACUGCGAUCCGACUGUGAUGAUCGCCAUACCACGUCUUGCCAUUGUUUGUGGCCUUUUGUUCUGUCCGGAAGGAGCAUUGAAUGUGGAUGCUGAUCCCGAGACACUUUCGGAAAUGUUUCGCGCAUUUCACAGUUUGCUGGUGAAAAUUCGUGAUUUACUACGGGUUUUGGACGAACAUGAAUUGCGUUGUGUCGAGAAAGCACUGUGCACCGGCGAUACGCAGCUCAAAUUUGAGAAUUUCAAAGGCCUAAACAGCUAUAAACAGCUAUUGUUCCAGCGCAGCAUAUCUCAUCAUUGA